AUGGGUUUCUCUCAUCUGGGAUUAUUUGUCUGUGCUUGCCAUGUGCUUGUUCUAGGAGCUUUUGCUUCUGCUUCAUCCAGAAAUUUACCAAUCAUAUCCUUUGAUGAAGGGUAUAACAAGCUUUUUGGAGACGACAACCUCAUGAUCGUUAGAGAUGGGAAAUCCGUUCAUCUCUCACUGGACGAACGGACAGGGUCUGGAUUUGUUUCUCAGGACCUCUACCAUCAUGGAUUUUUCAGUGCUUCCAUUAAGUUGCCCGCUGAUUAUGCUGCUGGAGUUGUUGUUGCCUUUUAUAUGUCAAAUGGUGACAUGUUUCCGAAGAACCAUGACGAAAUUGAUUUUGAGUUUUUGGGGAAUAUACGAGGCAAAGAAUGGAGGAUUCAGACCAAUGUUUACGGCAAUGGAAGCACCAGCACCGGCAGAGAAGAGAGAUGCAAUCUCUGGUUUGAUCCUUCGGAUGAUUUCCAUCAGUACAGUAUUCUCUGGACUGACUCUCAGAUCAUAUUUUACGUGGACGAUGUUCCCAUUAGAGAGGUUAAGAGAACAGAAUCUAUGGGUGGUGACUUUCCCUCUAAGCCAAUGUCAUUGUAUGCCACAAUAUGGGAUGGAUCUGAUUGGGCUACCAAUGGUGGAAAAUACAGAGUGAAUUACAAGUAUGCCCCGUAUUUGGCCCAGUUCUCUGACCUUGUUCUACACGGCUGUGCAGUUGAUCCAAUUGAACAGUUAUCAAAGAAGUGUGAUAACACCCAAAGUUCUGAAUCGGUACCUACUGGUGUUACACGCCUACAAAGAAUUAAAAUGGAUAGUUUCAGGAAGAAGCACAUGACAUACUCCUACUGCUAUGACAGAAUCCGAUACAAGUCUCCUCCUCCAGAGUGUGUGAUUAAUCCCCAAGAAGCUGAAAGGCUGCGAGUGUUUGACCCCGUCACAUUCGGGAAAGGUAGACGCCACCAUGGAAAGCAUCACCACCGGACCAGAGGAAGCCAGGCAGAGGCCACUUCUAUAUGA
Molecule: messenger RNA, 1008 nt
Organism: Prunus armeniaca (apricot)
Lineage: Eukaryota; Viridiplantae; Streptophyta; Magnoliopsida; Rosales; Rosaceae
Source: the annotation of a GenBank genome assembly